GGGGGAGGGAAUGCAUGUGAGAUGUACUUUCAGGAGUCAGGGACAGAGCAUUGUCACCAGCAGGAGCGGACUGACAAUUCAUGGGGCCCCCGGGCAAUAGGGGAUCAUGGGGCCCUGUGUCCUUGCCCAAACUCAAAAAAGCCUAUGAAAAAGGUACCAGGGGCAUCCAUGGGGCCCCCUACUGACCCCGGGCCCUUGGGCAGUGCCCGAGUUUCCAAAUGGUCAGUCCGCCCCUGGCCUGAACAAGGAUAUUCAUGCCAUGAUAACCAG
This is a messenger RNA of Staurois parvus, 270 nucleotides long. The record is from the annotation of a GenBank genome assembly. NCBI's taxonomy places the organism in Eukaryota, Metazoa, Chordata, Amphibia, Anura, Ranidae.